CCUGUUCUGAGCUCCAGAAAGGGGGAUGAGCGUCCAGGACUUGGAAGACUGGGCCGUCCAGGGGACUGGCAUGUUUGUCCCAAACAGCCUGCAAAGGGAUGAAGAAAAUGGCAGAUCAGGCAGUGAGCUGGAGAGAACACAGGAUCUGGGAGCUCCUGAUCUCCCACCUCUACAUGCCAAGGCUCCUUGGGGAUCUCAGGAGCGGCUGUCUCCAUGCCACCUGCUCACGGUGCGGGUCAUCCGGAUGAAAAAUGUGCGGCAGGCCGAUGUCGUGAGCCAGACAGACUGCUUUGUGAGCCUCUGGCUGCCCACCGCCUCCAAGGACAGGCUGAGGACCAGGACCAUCUCCAAUUGCCCCAACCCCGAGUGGAACGAAAGCUUUGACUUCCAGAUCCAGAGCCAAGUGAAGAAUGUGCUAGAGUUGAGUGUGUGUGAUGAAGACACGCUGACGCCAGACGACCACCUCCUGACGGUCCUCUACGACCUCACCAAGCUGUGCUUCCGCAAGAAAACCCAUGUUAAGUUUCCACUCAACCCAGAGGGCAUGGAAGAGCUGGAAGUGGAGUUCCUGCUGGAGGACAGCCCUGAUCCACCCGAGACCCUCAUCACAAACGGCGUGCUGGUGUCCCGGCAAGUCUCCCGCCUGGAUAUUUAUGCUGAAUGUAGGAGGAGAAAGAAGUACGGGAAAAAGAAGGACCUCCUGGUGACCGUGAAGGAGUCCUUCGAGCACACCCAGCGCCUCUCGCACUGCGCCAACCCCGCCUGCUUCCACUACCCCCAGUACUUCCGGCCCCGCAUGCACGUGGAGCGGCCCAGGAGCUCCUGGAGCUGUGGGCUCUGCUGUGGCGUGGGCUGGAAGGAUCCCGUCUGCCAGCCCCUUGGCGGUCUCCGAGACAGGGAGGCCAGGACCCUGCCUGUGAGCGACAACUGUGAAUUGCACAUGAAGUCUGCGACCUGCUUCCCACCACUGGAUGUGCGGCUGGGCUUCAGCGUGUGCCAAGCUGAGCAGGAGUUUCUGCAGAAGCGAGAGGCGGUGGCGGCCCAGGCCCUGAAGCAGGUGCUGCAGCUGGAGGAGGACCUGCAGGCUGACGAGGUCCCGCGCAUUGCCAUCAUGGCCACGGGGGGUGGCACCCGCUCCAUGAGCGCCAUGUAUGGCCACCUGCUCGGGCUGCAGAAGCUCAACAUGAUCGACUGCGCCUGCUACAUCACCGGCCUGUCGGGGGCCACAUGGACUAUGGCCACCCUGUAUCGUGACCCCGACUGGUCCUCCAAAAACCUGGAGCGGGCGGUGAUGGAGGCGCGGAGGCACGUGGUCAAGGACAAGCUGCCAGCCCUGUUUCCGGAGCAGCUCGCUGUGUUCCAGGAAGAGCUUCGGCAGCGCAGCCAGGAGGGCUACAAGGUCACCCUCACGGAUUUCUGGGGCCUGCUCAUCGAGGCCUGUCUGGGGGACGAGAAAAAUGACUGCAAACUGUCAGAGCAGCGUGAGGCUCUGAGCCGCGGCCAGAACCCCCUACCCAUCUACCUCACCAUCAACGUCAAGGACGAUGUCAGCAACCAGGACUUCAGAGAAUGGUGCGAGUUCUCCCCCUAUGAGGUGGGGCUGCAGAAGUAUGGGGCCUACAUCCCCAGCGAGCUCUUCGGCUCCGAGUUCUUCAUGGGGCGGCUGAUGAAGAGGAUCCCGGAGUCCAGGAUGUGCUACAUGCUAGGCCUAUGGAGCAGCAUCUUCUCCCUAAACCUGCUGGAUGCCUGGAACCUGAGCCACACCUCGGAGGAGUUCUUCCACCGGUGGACACGGGAGCGAGUACACGACAUCGAGGAUGAGCCGCUCCUGCCUGAAAUCCCCAAAUGUGAUGCCGCCGUCCUGGACACCACAGUGGUGCUCCCGGCCACGUGGCUGUCCAACACUUUCCGCAGCAUACUCACCCGGCGGCCCUUCGUGUCUGAGUUCCACAACUUCCUGCUGGGGCUGCAGCUGCACAGCGACUACCUCCAGAACGGCCAAUUCUCCAUGUGGAAAGACACGGUGCUGGAUGGGUUCCCAAACCAGCUGACUGCGUCUGCAAACCACCUGUGCCUGUUGGACACAGCAUUCUUUGUCAACUCCAGCUACCCGCCCCUCCUCAGACCUGAGAGAAAGAUCGACCUCAUCAUCCACCUCAACUACUGCGCAGGCUCCCAGACAAAGCCCAUGAGGCAAACGUGUGAGUACUGCUCCAUGCAAAACAUCCCAUUCCCCAAGUACGAGCUGCAGGGCGAGGAGGACCACCUGAAGGAGUGCUACCUGAUGCAGGACCCCCAGGAGCCCGGCGCCCCCAUCGUCAUCUUCUUCCCACUCAUCAAUGACACCUUCCAACAGUACAAGGCCCCAGGUGUGGAGCGGAGCCCCGAGGAGCUGGAGCAGGGCCAGGUGGACAUCUACGGCCCCGAGACACCCUAUGCCACCAAGGAGCUGACAUACACAGAGGCCAACUUCGACAAGCUGGUGAAGCUCUGCGAGUACAACAUCCUGAACAACAAGGACAAGCUCCUUCAGGCCCUGCGCCUGGCCGUGGAGAAGAAGAAGCGGAUGAAGAGCCAGUGCCCGCCUUAAGCAUUCCCGGGGCCGCACGGAUCCUGUGUCUGUUGGUGGAGCAUGAGCCCAAAGGGC
Molecule: messenger RNA, 2647 nt
Organism: Sorex fumeus (smoky shrew)
Lineage: Eukaryota; Metazoa; Chordata; Mammalia; Eulipotyphla; Soricidae
Gene: PLA2G4E
Product: phospholipase A2 group IVE
Exons: 20
Coding region: 26-2590 (854 amino acids)
Biological process (GO): glycerophospholipid catabolic process
Cellular component (GO): cytosol
Molecular function (GO): calcium-dependent phospholipid binding; calcium ion binding
Source: RefSeq, a predicted model, not a curated record